Molecule: messenger RNA, 930 nt
Organism: Zootoca vivipara (common lizard)
Lineage: Eukaryota; Metazoa; Chordata; Lepidosauria; Squamata; Lacertidae
Product: gastrokine-1-like
Source: RefSeq, a predicted model, not a curated record
UCAUAUAUUUGAACAUGGCUAUCAUAUCACCCCUUAACCUUCUCUUCUCCAGGCUAAACAUACCCAGCUCCCUAAGCCGUUCCUCAUAAGGCAUCGUUUCGAGGCCUUUGACCAUUUUGGUUGCCCUCCUCUGGACACAUUCCAGCUUGUCAGUAUCCUUCUUGAACUGUGGUGCCCAGAACUGGACAUAAUAUCCAGCUUUGAUACAGUCUACUUGAAAAAUUGCCGAAUCCCCCUCCAUCCCCAGCCAAGGCAGAGUUUCAUAGCCCUCUUCCUGCAUGCCUACCCACUGCCUCAUUCAUUACAGCCCUUUUUAAAAACUCCCUAGGUAAUUGCUGUGAACCACCAAGGAAAUACCGACACCAGCACCCACCAGGCGGUGAAGGUUAACCAGCAAGAUCAAACGGCCACGAUCCACAACUAUCAUGGGUGGAAUGGAUGGGAUGCAGUCUGGGAUUACCAAAAGGGCCUUUUCGCUGUAAGGCUGUUUCGGAAGAGGGUCUGUGUGGUAGCAGCAAUGGAUUUUGAGUUAUUCCCAAGCCUGGAGACACUCCACAGUUUCAGAGGGCAGAAGCUGUCAAAGAGCACCCUUCCGGCGAGUGACUUAACAUUCUUGGUUGGCAAGACCCGUGUGCAGAACACUGUUCAGUUUCGAAGUCCCAUUGAGCAGCUCUGCAGUGGAAUUCCUGUGUACUACGCCUCCAAAGAGCAAGGCACAAACCUCCCCUUGCAGAGUCGAGGGUGUGAGAAUGUUGGGAUCCUACAUGGCUUAUUCAACAUCUAUCUCUGCGGCAACAUUCCUGGUUGCUAAAAUCCUGGCCAGGAGUCCACAGAGUGAUUCUUUGCCUUCCUUGUUCUCCUCACAACAACCUUUUCGCUGUCCAGGUUUUCCUCUCCAGCUCAGUUUUCCUUGUUCAAAGUUCAAUCCAA